Messenger RNA from Cuscuta epithymum, 653 nucleotides. The record is from the annotation of a GenBank genome assembly. Lineage: Eukaryota; Viridiplantae; Streptophyta; Magnoliopsida; Solanales; Convolvulaceae.
CGAUGAUGUUCCGGCCGGGGACGACGGCGUUUCUGAGACCAGCCGCGGCGGCACGAGCGAUAACUAUACGGGUGGAUGGAGCUUUCUAGCGGAGGAGCUGGAUAAUAAAAAUGCAUUGCCGCCACAAGCUGCGGCAGAGGACGAUGGGGCGGCGGCCGGGGAAGUGAAGUACGUUGAACUGGCCCCACCUACGCCGCGUAAGAGACACUCCUUAUCCGCACUGAGUGCGAAAAGCCUAGAGAUGUGUACUGAGGGCUUGGGCUGCGAAACUGGCUUCGAUGUUAGCCAGAGCAUCGAGGAAUUGAUGGGGAAGUUGUCGUUGUCGCCGCAACCAUCACCAACCAAGCCGGCCGGGAUGGUUGCGGGCGACAAAAUCAACAAAAGUAAGGCCUUCCCGCCUCCCCUGAGUUCAACCAAAGGUCGGGCCGGGCUUGAUGACGGGGUGAAGAUGAUGCGGCCUCGUCGGGAAGGCGGCCGGUUGGUGUUAACCGCCGUGUCUGUAACCCGACCCGACUCUUUCUUGGUGGCAAACAGAUCAGAUGGGAGACUCAGGCUUUCCUCCAAAUGAAGAUUAAUUUGGCAAGAGAAAGCGGAGGCUGGCGGGGCCUCGGCCCCCCAAGAAAAAAUUUAUGAUGUAUAUACAUAUAUACGGA